Messenger RNA from Drosophila eugracilis, 1895 nucleotides. It is a transcript of the gene Psn, whose product is annotated as presenilin homolog. The transcript is spliced from 9 exons. The coding region runs from base 166 to 1782 and encodes 538 amino acids. Gene Ontology annotation, cellular component: mitochondrial inner membrane; membrane raft; Z disc. Lineage: Eukaryota; Metazoa; Arthropoda; Insecta; Diptera; Drosophilidae. Gene Ontology annotation, molecular function: aspartic endopeptidase activity, intramembrane cleaving. The record is from RefSeq and is a predicted model, not a curated record. Gene Ontology annotation, biological process: calcium ion transport; protein processing; Notch receptor processing.
AAUUUACCACCUGGUAACACUAUUAUGAGUCGCUUCUCCGUCAAAACAAAAGAAAGUUUUUCCAAGCUACAUUUACUUUGGCUCCAAUAAUUUUUCCAUCCCACAACUACGGCUUCGCAGGGGGAGGCGUCCAGCGCUACGGAGGCGAACGAACGCACACCACUGAUGGCUGCUGUUAAUCUCCAGGCUUCGUGCUCCUCCGGACUCGCCUCCGGAGACGAUGCCAAUAUGGGCAGCCAGAACGGCGAGGCGGAACGUUUGGAACGUCCUCCAAGGCGGCAACAACAGCGCAAUAACUACGGAUCCGGCAAUCAGGAUCAACCGGAUGCGGCUAUACUUGCAGUUCCCAAUGUGGUGAUGCGGGAACCUGGCGGUUCACGCCCUUCAAGACUGACUGGUGGCGGCGGAGGUCCACCCACAAAUGAAAUGGAGGAGGAGCAGGGUCUGAAAUACGGCGCUCAGCAUGUGAUCAAGUUGUUUGUUCCCGUCUCCCUGUGCAUGCUGGUGGUGGUGGCUACCAUCAACUCCAUCAGCUUUUACAACAGCACAGAUGUUUAUCUCCUUUACACACCAUUCCAUGAGCUAUCACCCGAACCAAGCGUUAAAUUCUGGAAUGCCUUGGCCAAUUCUUUAAUCCUUAUGAGCGUGGUUGUAGUGAUGACCAUUUUGCUAAUUGUUUUGUACAAGAAACGUUGCUAUCGCAUCAUCCAUGGCUGGCUGAUACUCUCCUCUUUUAUGUUAUUGUUCAUCUUUACGUACUUAUACUUAGAAGAACUUCUUCGAGCCUACAACAUACCUAUGGAUUACCCCACUGCCCUGCUGAUUAUGUGGAAUUUUGGAGUAGUCGGAAUGAUGUCUAUCCAUUGGCAGGGCCCUCUGAGAUUGCAGCAAGGGUAUCUUAUAUUUGUGGCUGCCCUGAUGGCCUUAGUGUUCAUCAAAUAUCUGCCUGAAUGGACUGCAUGGGCUGUUCUAGCUGCUAUUUCUAUUUGGGAUCUCAUAGCUGUUCUUUCCCCAAGAGGACCUCUUCGAAUACUAGUAGAAACGGCCCAGGAGCGUAAUGAACAAAUCUUCCCCGCUCUGAUCUACUCAUCUACUGUUGUUUAUGCACUUGUGGGCACUACUACGAACCAGCAAUCGCAGGCCACCGCAUCAUCAUCACCCUCAUCCAGCAACUCUACCACGACCACGAGGGCCACGCAAAAUUCUUUGGCUUCGCCGGAGGCAGCGGCGGUUAGCGCCUCACGCUCAGGUAACUCCCAUCCUAGACAGAAUCCACGGGAUGACGGAAGUGUACUGGCAACUGAAGGUAUGCCACUUGUGACUUUUAAAAGCAAUUUGCGCGGAAACGCCGAAGCUGCGGGUUUUACACAGGAAUGGUCAGCCAAUUUAAGUGAAAGAGUGGCUCGUCGUCAGAUUGAGGUUCAAAGUACUCAGAGUGGAAACGCGCAGCGUUCAAACGAGUAUAGAACAGUCACAGCUCCAGAUCAGAAUCAUCCGGACGGACAAGAAGAACGUGGCAUCAAACUGGGACUCGGCGACUUUAUCUUCUAUUCGGUAUUAGUGGGCAAAGCCUCUAGCUACGGCGAUUGGACGACCACAAUCGCUUGCUUUGUGGCCAUCCUGAUUGGACUCUGCCUCACUCUCCUGCUUCUGGCUAUUUGGCGUAAGGCGCUGCCCGCGCUGCCUAUCUCAAUUACCUUCGGAUUGAUAUUCUGCUUCGCCACCAGUGCGGUGGUCAAGCCAUUUAUGGAGGAUCUUUCGGCCAAGCAGGUGUUUAUAUAAACUUAAAUCAAAAGACAAGGACAUACCAAAUGUCUCACAGUAUCAUAGUCUAACAAAGCUUUUUGUAAUCCACUUCUUUAUUUAACAAAAUGCAUAGUAACAACUCCAACUAA